Molecule: messenger RNA, 1657 nt
Organism: Perognathus longimembris pacificus (Pacific pocket mouse)
Lineage: Eukaryota; Metazoa; Chordata; Mammalia; Rodentia; Heteromyidae
Gene: Ring1
Product: ring finger protein 1
Exons: 6
Coding region: 137-1354 (405 amino acids)
Biological process (GO): negative regulation of DNA-templated transcription
Cellular component (GO): ubiquitin ligase complex; PcG protein complex
Molecular function (GO): ubiquitin protein ligase activity; chromatin binding
Source: RefSeq, a predicted model, not a curated record
GGCGGGGGCCCCGAGGGGAGCCGCGAGGGGCGGGGUCUGCUCGAGGCGGCCCCCCAACACCGCCUCCCGUUCCCCCCUCCCCAGCCUUGGUCUCCUCGGCGGCGGAGCCCCGGUGGGGGGUCUGUGCCUGGUCGCCAUGACGACGCCGGCGAAUGCCCAGAAUGCGAGCAAAACGUGGGAACUGAGUCUGUACGAGCUGCAUCGGACCCCGCAGGAAGCUAUCAUGGAUGGCACCGAGAUUGCGGUUUCCCCUCGAUCGCUGCAUUCAGAGCUCAUGUGUCCCAUCUGUCUGGACAUGCUGAAGAACACCAUGACCACCAAGGAGUGCCUCCACCGCUUCUGCUCUGACUGCAUUGUCACAGCCCUGCGCAGCGGGAACAAGGAGUGUCCUACCUGUCGGAAAAAGCUAGUAUCCAAGCGGUCCCUACGGCCAGACCCCAACUUCGACGCCCUGAUCUCUAAGAUCUAUCCUAGCCGAGAGGAAUACGAGGCCCAUCAGGACCGGGUGCUCAUCCGCCUCAGCCGCCUGCACAACCAGCAGGCGCUGAGCUCCAGCAUUGAGGAGGGUCUGCGUAUGCAGGCCAUGCACAGGGCCCAGCGCGUGAGGCGGCCGAUGCCUGGCUCAGAUCAGACCACAACUAUGAGUGGGGGGGAAGGAGAGCCUGGGGAGGGAGAAGGGGAUGGAGAAGACGUGAGCUCAGACUCGGCCCCGGACUCUGCCCCAGGCCCUGCUCCCAAGAGACCCCGAGGAGGGGGUGCCGGAGGCAGCAGUGUAGGGACCGGGGGAGGCGGCACUGGGGGAGUGGGUGGGGGUGCUGGUUCUGAAGACUCUGGUGAUCGGGGAGGCACUUUGGGCGGUGGAACCCUGGGGCCCCCAAGCCCUCCUGGGGCCCCCAGUCCUCCAGAGCCAGGUGGAGAAAUUGAGCUCGUGUUCCGGCCCCACCCUCUGCUUGUGGAGAAGGGAGAAUACUGCCAGACCAGGUAUGUGAAGACCACGGGGAACGCCACGGUGGACCAUCUCUCCAAGUACUUGGCCCUCCGCAUUGCCCUGGAGCGGAGGCAGCAGCAGGAAGCGGGCGAGCCCGGCGGGCCUGGAGGGGGCGCUCCUGACACGGGGGGGCCUGACGGGGGUGGGGGGGAAGGUGGGGGUGCUGGAGGUGACGGUCCCGAGGAGCCUGCUCUGCCUAGCCUGGAGGGUGUCAGUGAAAAGCAGUACACCAUCUACAUCGCACCUGGAGGGGGAGCCUUCACGACACUGAAUGGCUCGCUGACUCUGGAGCUGGUGAAUGAGAAGUUCUGGAAGGUGUCCCGGCCACUAGAGCUCUGCUAUGCUCCCACUAAGGAUCCAAAGUGACCCCACAAGGGGACAGCCAGAGGAUAGGGACUGUGGGGUGCCCCUGGGCCCUGGCCUACCCCUCCAGCUUCUUUGUUUCCCAGUGCCCCCCUGCCCUGCCAGCCAGCAAGAGGACAGACAUGAGGACAAGUGGCUUUUAUACAAAUUAUCUAUAUCAGAUUCUUCUAUAUUGUACAGAGUGACACAUGCACCGCAUCUACUGCCUUUUCUAUUGCCCCCAACCACUCAGCCACACCAGCUGAUGGGAAGGAGGGUGAACCUGCCCUUCACACUCUCCUACCGACAACAAAUUGGCUUUUUUCU